Molecule: messenger RNA, 1650 nt
Organism: Aspergillus niger
Lineage: Eukaryota; Fungi; Ascomycota; Eurotiomycetes; Eurotiales; Aspergillaceae
Exons: 5
Coding region: 1-1650 (549 amino acids)
Biological process (GO): carbohydrate transport; transmembrane transport
Cellular component (GO): membrane
Molecular function (GO): carbohydrate:proton symporter activity
Source: RefSeq, a predicted model, not a curated record
AUGGAUGACCUCAGACCAUCUAAAUUAAAAAAAAUGCUCAAGUCCAAGACACCGUAUUUUGGCCUUCGAGGGGGGUGGUUAACCUUUUGGAUCACUCUAGCUUGUGGUGCUGACAUGACUUUGUAUGGAUAUGAUCAGGGAGUUUUCAGCGGAGUGGUGAUAUCCCAGGAUUUUCUUCAAUUACACAAUCUUGAAGGUCCCUCUAAGACCAGUCUUCUUGGCACUGUCACCGCGAUCUACGAUGUUGGCUGCUUCCUCGGAUCUAUCUGUGCAUACUGGCUUGGUGAGCGGUUGGGGCGUCGGAAGACGGUUCUCGUUGGAACGACUGUCAUGGCAAUCGGUGCCGUGUUGCAAGCAUCCUCAUACAGUGUGGGCCAAAUGAUGACAGGUCGAGUCAUUGCAGGAAUUGGCAACGGUAUCUCCUCUUUCAUAGGACUGAACACAUCGACUGCGCCCAUUUGGCAAGUUGAGACCUCAAAUAUGCAUUGGCGAGGAAAGUUGGUUAUCCUUGAGAAUGUCCUUGUCCUUGUAGGGUUUUCACUUGCCAAUUGGCUCAAUUACGGACUGUCGUUCGCCAGUGGCCCUGUUUCCUGGCGCUUUCCCCUGUCGUUCCAAUUCAUCUUCAUCAUAGUACUCGCUCUUACAGUUCCAUGGCUGCCUGAGUCCCCCAGGUGGCUUAUUGCCCACGGCCAAGAAGAAACGGCCGUCCAGAUCAUCGCAGACCUGGAGAACAAGGCCACAAACGACCCCUUCGUUCAAUUCCAAACCAGCGAGAUUCAAUACAGUGUGAAAUAUGAACGAGAAAACAGUGUCAACUUCAGUGACAUACUGCGGGGACGCGCCCAUGAACGGUCAGGCACAAAAACCAUCCGCAGGCUUAUCCUUGGCAUGGGAGCUCAAGCGAUGCAACAGUUCUCAGGGAUCAAUGUCUCCUCCUACUAUCUUCCUACAGUUUUGACCAAAUCUGUCGGUAUGAGCGAGUCGUUAGCGAGACUCUUAACAGCUUGUAAUAGUGUUCAGUACUUAUGUUUUUCGAUGAUCGGUAUCCCGAAUGUUGAGCGAUGGGGCCGUCGAGCCCUUUUGAUGUUUGGUGCCACGGGCCAAUGUCUCUGCUAUAUCUUCAUCACUGCUCUUAUUCGGUAUAAUGAGAUGCCCGGCUACUCACAUCAACAUGAAGUGGCGUCUGCAUCUGUUGCUUUCUUCUUCUUGUACUAUGUAUUCUUUGGUAUUGGCAUGCAAGGAGUACCGUGGUUGUAUCCUACAGAGAUCAACUCCCUCACUAUGCGGACCAAGGGCGCCGCACUCGGAGCAGCUACAAACUGGAUUUUCAAUUUCAUGGUCGUCGAGAUCACACCCAUUGGAAUACAGAACCUUGGCUGGCGGUUCUAUGCGAUUUGGAUUGCAUUGAAUGCAGCAAUGGUCCCUGUCAUUUACGUCUUUUAUCCUGAGACAGCAGGGCGCACCUUGGAGGACAUGGAUGAGUACUAUCGUGGGAAUCCCCCACUUUUUGUCUGCUUCGAUAGGGAAGCAAUUUCUCGCAAACGUCCUGAGAGAUACCAGGUUCGAGAUGAGCAUGUUAUUCGGGCUAAGGAAGGUGAUGUGCUUGAAUUGGCACAGCAUGUGGAGAAUGCGACCGCUGUGACAGCUUAA